Mycotypha africana is the source of this 644-nucleotide messenger RNA. RefSeq lists its product as uncharacterized. Lineage: Eukaryota; Fungi; Mucoromycota; Mucoromycetes; Mucorales; Mycotyphaceae. Bases 255 to 422 code for a protein of 55 amino acids. The transcript is spliced from 2 exons. The record is from RefSeq and is a predicted model, not a curated record.
GUAUAGCUCAGCUGGGAGAGCGUUAGACUGAAGAUCUAAAGGUCGGGUGUUCGAUCCACUCUAGCCGCAAUUUUUUUUUCCCGUUCAUUUGGUGGUAUAUGUAACAAAUGCUCGAUUGAGUCAACAUUGUCAGCGGGAUACCCUUUUUAUCUUUCCUUAUCUUAUAUUACUUUUUCAUUUUACCUCUUUUAUUAAUCAACUAAAUCAACAUCUUCUGUUAAUAAACUCAAAAUUUUGACCGUUUAUUACAAUUGAUGUGUUUUGUGAAGAUAUCAAAUGCCAUUGUUUAUUUCCCCUUGGUACUCAAGCAAGUGCUCUAUUACUCUCGGCUGAUGUUCUUAUAUGUUUUAUUUUUAUGUAGCGUUAUUUAUUUGAUUAUCCUAGCAAACAUAUUUACUAUUCCAUCUAUUCUUUGUCUGUAAAAACGUUUUAUUACCUUCACCCAACGUUCAAACUACAUGGAAAAUACUUGCUCAUUUCAUCAAUUCAUUAUGCUGUUAACAUGUGUAGAGUAGGUAAAGGAGCUUAAGUAAAUAAGAGAAAUAAGUUGAACAGUGAAAUAAGACUCGAGCGAGUAGUAAGCACCAGGUUAUUAGUAACCAACUUAUAUUGUCUUAUGUGUAUUAUAUGAUUUGAUUUAUGAU